UGUUUUCAUUUUUGCCGCCAUCGAUCAGCUGUUCGCCUGCGACACGUUUCAGUACCUGUCAAUUAUUACUCGUCAUUACUCGCUAUUUGCAUUGAAUUACGAUUAAACAAUUUAUAAGUUGCUUCUUUCGCACUUGGACCGAUAUUUUUAUAUUCGCGAAUAGCCACAUAUAUUAUAAAUAAUAAUACAUGGACAAUAUAGAGAUCGAUGACUUGGACAGCGAAGCGGUUGAAUUGAACGAGAGUCAUCCUGAUGGGGAAAACGCACAAGAUUUGCAGGAGGAGACCGAGAACAAUGUCUCGCAUGAGGAGCAGCGAGAAAAAUUACUGCGUCUUCCUCUGGGAAGGAUAAAGACGAUUAUUAAAAUGGAUCCCGAGGUCUCUUUGGUGAAUCAGGAGGCUGUUUUUCUGAUAGGAAAAUCAGUGGAAUUUUUCAUCGACUCACUUGCGAAGGAAGCUUAUAAAUAUACCGCGCAAGCAAAGAAAAGGACUGUCCAGAAACGCGAUGUAGAAAGCGCGAUUGAUAACGUCGACGCGCUCGUAUUUCUAGAAGGUAUGCUCGAUUAAACUGUAUAAUGUAUAAUUCUAAUCUAUCACUAGAAAAGUAGAUAAAUUGUGUUAUAUAAAAUAUAUUUUUUAUUCUGUUAAUAAAGUAGUAAAUAUUA
This is a messenger RNA of Nylanderia fulva, 664 nucleotides long. RefSeq names its product DNA polymerase epsilon subunit 4 (gene PolE4). Gene Ontology annotation, molecular function: protein heterodimerization activity. Gene Ontology annotation, cellular component: epsilon DNA polymerase complex; nucleus. Gene Ontology annotation, biological process: DNA-templated DNA replication. The record is from RefSeq and is a predicted model, not a curated record. NCBI's taxonomy places the organism in Eukaryota, Metazoa, Arthropoda, Insecta, Hymenoptera, Formicidae.